This is a messenger RNA of Pseudomassariella vexata, 387 nucleotides long. Its product is annotated as and other transporter-domain-containing protein. Lineage: Eukaryota; Fungi; Ascomycota; Sordariomycetes; Amphisphaeriales; Pseudomassariaceae. The coding region runs from base 1 to 387 and encodes 128 amino acids. Gene Ontology annotation, molecular function: carbohydrate:proton symporter activity. The transcript is spliced from 3 exons. Gene Ontology annotation, cellular component: membrane. The record is from RefSeq and is a predicted model, not a curated record. Gene Ontology annotation, biological process: carbohydrate transport; transmembrane transport.
AUGGCGGGCGGCUCCUUACUCGGCGCCCUCUUCUCUUCAUGGACUGGAGACAACUUUGGUCGUCGUGAUUCAAUGUUCUAUGGCCGCAUCACUUUCUUCGUCGCAAGUACACUCAUGUGCGCCGUUCAGAACCGGCCCAUGGUGCUCGUCUCCCGUAUCAUCGACGGCUUUGCGGUUGGGAUGCUGUCGAGUCAGGGCAAUAGCCCCAUUUACAUCGCCGAGAUCAGCCCGCCAUCACUAUGCGGUCGACUCGUUGCGUUGCAGCAAUGGAUGAUAACAUGGGCAAUUUUGAUCGUGUAUUUCGUGUCGUACAACUCUCUUGGCGUGUUGCCUGCUAUUCCUGCCUCGGUCGCCCCGCUGGCUAGCAAGCAAGCGUCGAUGGGAUGA